Messenger RNA from Suillus subaureus, 3344 nucleotides. RefSeq lists its product as uncharacterized. NCBI's taxonomy places the organism in Eukaryota, Fungi, Basidiomycota, Agaricomycetes, Boletales, Suillaceae. The transcript is spliced from 9 exons. Gene Ontology annotation, molecular function: methyltransferase activity. Bases 339 to 3344 code for a protein of 1001 amino acids. The record is from RefSeq and is a predicted model, not a curated record.
GUAAGAACGGGUUUCAAUUAUUUGAAGGACUAAAAUGUUGUCCCCGUUCCCCGUAUUCCUCAGAUCUGCUGCAGCUGCUUCGUCGUCGUCGACGACGACGAUGAACGAUAAUAGUGAUAAUUUAUCCGAUAUUAUUGAUCUCUUUCCAUAUACCGUUGCUCCAACUUAUGAACUACCACCUAGACCACCGAGGAACCCAGAUAGAUUGAGGAAUGAACUUAUACCAUUUAUAAAUCGAAGAACUCCUCCUCGUUUUCCACCACCAACUUCCCCUCUUCCUCCAUUACCACCGGAUCCAGUAACUCCCUCGCAGCAACUUAAUUCACGUACCACAACCAAUGUACCCAACGCCAGGCGGUCUCUCUCCUUGGAGUGCAUCCUCAUACCCAUCAAAACCUAUCCCAACAGCUCCCCCUUCUUCUCCACCACAGCCAAACCUUAUACUACGUGGUCCAGUUGGUGUACUACCCCUUUCACGUGCAGCUCCAGGCGCUUCUACUGCCAAACCAAUACCAAACUCACUAAGAGCUGAAGACAACUCCUCUCCUUCUGAUGCUGCCCUCGUGCUCAACGUCCAUGGCGGCAUCGAUACCUCGGGUAGGCUCCACCACGGUUUCAGGCGCCAUGAAGUCCCUUAUCCCAGGAAUCAUGAACGAAACGUCCUAGAUCUAGACGCCGUCGACACCCUCCUGGCCCGCCAAAUGAGUGGCGGUUCCUUAACUUGGCAUGUAUUCCCGCCAUCCUGGAACAAACCACCACCGGAUGUCCCUCUUAAGAGAAUAUUGGAUAUAGGCUCCGGGAACGGCGUAUGGGUAGUCGAAGCUGCCAAACACUGGAAAGCCUGCGAAGUCGUCGGCCUCGAUGUUGUAUCUCUCCACCCUGACCUCGUCCGUCUCUCCAGAGACAAGGACCUGUUGAAGAGAGUAAGCUGGGUCCAAGCCAAUUUCCUCGAAGGUCUUCCUUUCGCAAACGAAUCUUUCGAUUUUGUACACGUCAAACGUAUCGCUCGAGGCGUACCAGAGGACAAGUGGGACGACCUCUUCGAAGAAAUUACCCGCGUGAUGAAACCAGGCGCGGCAUUCGAAGUCAUCGAAGAAGACUUGAGCUUCCCGGGGCGGUCAGAUGUGGAAGGCAGCGAAGUUGGGACGCUGAGAAGUAAAGGAAGCAGCGUCUCCAUCUCCACCUCUAGUCCAAGCCCCGGGACCGAAUCAGGGAGGAACAGCGCAAUCGGGAGCACGAGCAGCUCGGACUCUGCGGGUUCCAUGAGUGCUGUCACCACUCCUGACUCUAUACCAUCUAUUACUAUCAACACCCACCCCCAUCGUUCAAACAUCGAGGGCCCUUCCAAUUCCAAACACGAACGUGAACACCCAACUAUAUCCACCUCCCUCCCUACUAACAGCCAUUCCGUGGCUUCGAACAAUACCCACGCCAAUGCGUUCAUCCAUCGUUCUUUGCGCCAGCCUCCCUCUGGCAAUAUAUCCCAUGAGACGGUGACUUUAGCCAGGCCAAGCACAACUUCUCCUUCGAGUCCCUCUUUCCAACCGUUCACCCCUCUUCCUUCGUCCCAACCCCCCCUUUCGAACCCCUCACAACCAUUCCUUUCUUCCUCCUCCUCGCAAAGUACAUUCCUUUCUUUCUCCUCGGACAGCAGCACGCCGACGCCAAGCAUGAUGAACCACACCUCAACGCCUUCACUGACCCCUCGUCCACCACCAUCCCAUAAAUUCAACAAGGCUGCACAGGCUGUGUUGAUGGAACCUAUGCAUGCUCCCUUUUUCGUCAGUGUGGGGUCUGUCACUGCGUCUGGUUCUUCUGGUUCCAGUUCUGCCAGUGUCUCCGGUUCCGUUACUGGUUCUGGUUCUCUCUUCGCCUCUGGGUCCGGCUUCGGCACUAGCCCUAGCUCAGGUUCACCCCCAGUCCCACAAAAAAGGAACAAGGCAGCGCAGGCGGUGUUGAUGGAGCCUCCUACCCCUUUUUUCGUGUUGCCGCAGAAUAAGAGUCGAGUUUCGCUGAUGGGGGAGAGUUCCAGUUCGAGUUCUAGUAGUGGGAGGGAUAGUCAAAGUCAAACCGGGAAGGGCAGGAGUAGAGGUUCGCUGGGGAGUCGAGUGAGCGUUGGCUUGGGGAAUCUGGGGUUCGGUGUCAGGAGCGGUACCAGUGUGGGUGUUGGAAGUCCGAGUUCGAGUUCGAGGCUGUUGGAGGAUGAAUUGGGUGAGGGGACGGAGGUACAGUUUCCUGUGGGUACGCCGCCGGAUUUGCGGGGUGGCGCUGCGCUUGAUUCUGGGAGCGUCGUAUCACCGCCAUUGGAUGCGCGAGGUGUCGUACCACUGGAUUCGCGAGGUGUCGCACCACUAGACUCGCGAGGUGUCGUACCACCGGAUUCUCGAGGCGUCAUACCACCGGAUCCGCGCGACCAUACAGUCCUGGAGACGAUCUACAACGAGAUGCACGCGGAACGGUUCAUUAACCUUUCUCCGUUGAGUUUGUUGGCUAAUACGGUGGGGCUGUGGUUCAAGGGUGAGUCCUUGUUUAUUGCAUCGUUUUCGAGUGGGGCAGAUGUUGAUAGGGUGGAAUUACGGAGGGUGCCUCACUCCAAGUCGGCGAUGUCAGGGUUUGAGCUAACUGGGACGUGUAGACGUUCGCACGCACCCGCCAAUCUGUUGCGUUUCCCACCGCUGAGGGAACCCGAUGGGGCGAAUACGCUACUUUCGGUAUCAAGUUCGGGUGUGGGUGUGGGCUCGUCCAGCGUUGAGUCUGCCGCUGGUGCCGCAGGCCACUUGAAGAACACGAUUAUCUCACUAGACGGUCUGAGUAAUGGGGCAUCACCUUACGCCUCCCUCGAUUCCGCAAUCUCUACUCAACGGCAGACACAAAUGCGGGCCCUGCCGAACCCCGCGUUAGACAUCGACCUGAAGUUUCUGAACCUCCAUCUGGCGCUGCGCGUGAAAGAGAUCGUAGCAUGCGCAGAGGCGAUGUGGGAGUGGGUAAGCGAGUUUCAGACGGGAAGCAUGGGGAGGAAGAACUUGACGGAUGGUGUGUAUGUCAAGAUCAUGGGGUUGACGAGGUCGCAGUUUGACGAGUUAUUGUUGAGGUUCGAGCUGGAUAUGAGGGAACACAUGGGACUCGGAUCUGUGCUCGAGGACCGAUUCAAUUGGAGUAUGAUCUCGGGUCCGACACCACAGGAAAAGCGCUCGUUUGACACGGCAUGCGAGAAAUGGGAGGCGUAUCGGAGGCUUGGGGGUGGUGAUCGAACCCCUUGCGCCGUCGGCGUCGCCGCUCCGCACCCCGCUACGCGUCUCAGCCGUUCAUUACGAGUCUUCGUUGCAUGGAAGCCUACAGCAUGA